AUGGAAGCAAAUUCAGAUUCAUAUGAUAGUAGUUCAGAUGAAGAAAUUUCUGUACGUUUAGAUAAACUUGAAAAAGAAAUAGCUACAUUAUCUGGUAUUAAUCAGAAAAAAAUUAUUGAAAAAUCUAAAAAAAUAUUUAAAAUUAUCAAUAAACAACUUGAUCAAAAAGAAAAAAAAAUUGGUUUUUUACGUGAUGAAAAUUAUGAUUUACAAGGACAAAAUAUAUUAGGUAAAAUUAAAAAUUUUAUUCCCCAACCAUUUUUUAAUAUGUUAUUUGAAUAUGGUAUAGAUUAUAUUCACCCCAAAAAAUAG
Messenger RNA from Scutellospora calospora, 312 nucleotides. Lineage: Eukaryota; Fungi; Glomeromycota; Glomeromycetes; Diversisporales; Gigasporaceae. The record is from the annotation of a GenBank genome assembly.